Messenger RNA from Baudoinia panamericana UAMH 10762, 1443 nucleotides. RefSeq lists its product as uncharacterized. NCBI's taxonomy places the organism in Eukaryota, Fungi, Ascomycota, Dothideomycetes, Mycosphaerellales, Teratosphaeriaceae. Gene Ontology annotation, biological process: cytoplasmic translational initiation. Bases 178 to 1218 code for a protein of 346 amino acids. The transcript has a single exon. Gene Ontology annotation, molecular function: translation initiation factor activity; protein binding; RNA binding. The record is from RefSeq and is a predicted model, not a curated record. Gene Ontology annotation, cellular component: cytoplasm; eukaryotic translation initiation factor 3 complex, eIF3m.
AAGCUUCAAUGAAAGCUCGAUGCUCUGGAUCAAGCUGCCGGUCCAUAUUUGAUGGAAACUUGCCCACUUUGCCUUACUGCUAUCGCAUGACUCAGACUUCCGCCAAGAUUUCGCCUUCCACGCCCUCAAAACCAUAUGCGCUGAUAUGAGCAGCCUUCCCAACACAACACAAUAACCAUGAGACCCAUAUUACUCUCCGGCCACGAGCGCGCGCUCACGCAAGUCAAAUUUAGCAAAGAGGGUGACUUCAUCUUCUCCGUCAGCAAAGACCACAAUGUCUGCGCGUGGUACAGUGCGAACGGCGAGCGCUUUGGCAUGUACAAAGGCCACCAAGGCGCUCUCUGGUCCGUUGACGUCGACCCUACCACCACCUUCCUCGCUACUGGAGGCGCAGAUAACACCAUGCGGUUAUGGGAGGUCAAGACUGGCAAACAAUUGAAGCAGUGGGAGUUCCCCACCAGCAUACGGAGAGUCGAGUUCAGCGAAGACGGGAAACUUCUGUUAGGCGUUACGGAAAAGCGAACAGGGCAACUGAGCAACAUCUACGUCUAUGACAUCGCGCAGGACGUGAAUGCAGAACAGUCCGACGAGCCGACCUUACGGAUCGUAGUGGACGAGCUUCCUCGAGUGACCGUCGCCGGCUUCUCCUACCUCAACCGCUACAUCAUCACCGGACACGAAAACGGCUGCGUGGCGCAAUGGGAUGCCAAGACCGGUGAGAUGAUCGCUGACGAGUACCCGCACGAAGACGGCGCGUCUGUCACGGAUCUCCAGUGGAGCGCAGACCGAACGUACUUCAUUACCUCCUCAAAGGACAAAACGGCCAAACUGCAAGACGCUCGGACCCUAAAGGUCCUACACACCUACGUGGCAGAUACACCUCUCAACUCUGCCGCAAUAACGCCCGAACCAACCAACUACGUGAUCCUUGGCGGUGGACAAGCAGCCAUGGACGUCACGACAACCUCCGCACGACAAGGUAAAUUCGAGGCGCGAUUCUACCACAAGAUCUUCGAGGAGGAAGUGGGCCGAGUGCGUGGACACUUCGGACCUCUCAAUUACGUCGCUGUAAGUCCGGAUGGGAAGUGCUACUGCUCCGGUGGCGAGGACGGAUACGUUCGGGUGCACCAUUUCGAUCCGCCAUACUUUGAUUUCAAGUACGAGGUGGAACGGGAGAUGCAGGGGCAUAUGAACCGACGGAUGGAACAGGAACUCUAAGGCGGUCUUCAGGUUGGGAUUGCGAGGGUGGCAUAGCAUGGUGUUUGGGCGCUUAGAGGCCGUUUGCAAGCAAGCUGUGGACUUGUUGCGUUUGCUGUCUUGCGCAACUUAUGUGACACGCUGCACGAAACACUCAUGCCACGCCUGUGAAGUGGUCUGACAUACACCAUCGACAGGAUUUCAAUGCAGACUCGUUGCUCAUGAUCGUAGAGUAUUCACGUCAUG